Molecule: messenger RNA, 3444 nt
Organism: Anopheles coustani
Lineage: Eukaryota; Metazoa; Arthropoda; Insecta; Diptera; Culicidae
Exons: 2
Coding region: 68-3046 (992 amino acids)
Cellular component (GO): nucleus
Molecular function (GO): zinc ion binding
Source: RefSeq, a predicted model, not a curated record
CAAAAAGUAGAAAACAACAAACUUUCCUCGCCGCUGGCCGCUUGAUGAAGGAAAAACUCGUCCUACCAUGGAGGAACUAAGCUCUGCCCGAUGCCGGUUGUGUUUUCAGAAAAGGUUUCAGCUCCUCCCGAUGUUUCCUGCCAACGAACCAGUGAACGAUGAGCUGCUUCGCAAAAUCCGGGAGUGCGCCACAGUGAGCAUCGUGUACGAGGACGAUCAAAACUCCGUGAUCUGCAUCAAGUGCAUCGUGGAUGUGGAGGAGUUCUACCGCUUCAAGGAGCGCUGCAUUCAAAACGAUCUACUCUUCCAGCAAAUGCGCCAAGACAAUUGUCCACCAUCGUUGGAGGACGAGGAGGACGAGUUCGAUCCCAUCGUAGCGCCGGAGGUGCAGCUGAUGGAGCCAAAAACCUUGCUCCAGCCGGCUGACCGAUUUCCGGACUCAUUUCUUGGCGAGGUCAAGCUUACUCGGGUAGGCUACAACUACCGUGUCGUUCGGGUGAAUGAUGAAAAGGAUGUGCUUGUUUUUCGAAAGCACAGAUACUGUCGACCGGAGGCAAAUUCUGACUGCAACAACUGGGAGUGCAUUGCGAAAAAUGCCACUGGCUGUCCUGCGGCUCUUAAGAUCUCAUCCACCGUCAGCUUUCCGCUGGCAAUUUGUAAUCGUCGUGUGAAGCAUAAUCAUUCGGAAGCGAUUGUCCAAACAGUUGGAACGAUCCAACCAUAUAGUGAAGAAAUAGUCAAAAUGCUCCAAAAGUAUACUCUAGCUGUCGAUAAUCAGCAACGGCUACGCCUUCUCGCCGGUGGGUAUCGCUACCGCAUGCGCCAGACCUUGUUUGCCGAUGGGAUGAGUCUGUGGGUUUGCGAACGUUCCGCAUCGGACCGUUGCCCGGGCAGCGUAAUGCUUUCGUACCAGGAUGAAAAGGCAUUCAUGGAAGGUGAAAAACACAAUCAUGAUGUGGAAGAGAACGUACCGGUUCCCACCACCGUUAACAGUGCGCUGAUGGCACAGAAAAAGCAGACAGAAGUGACACAGUACCCGCACGGGUAUAACUUUAAAAUCACCGAUGACUGUUUGCUAUACCGGGGAAACCAUUUCAAGCCCGGCAAGCCGAGUUCUAACAAGUCGAGCGUUGUGUGGAACUGUACCCAAGAGGGUUGUACUGUAAAGGCGAGGGUAAGGAGAAAAAUUGCCACGCUAGUCAAUCUCGACCAUGAACAUCCGCAGGUAGUGACGAGAAAUCAAAACCCCACAGUGCCGGAAACUUUGCAUCGGGGUGUAAACUAUCGGUUGAUGUUGGACGAAUCGGGUCACAUAAAAUUGCUUCACAGGAAACAUCGCUUCACGCUGGAGAGUUUGCGCAAAAAUGGAACGACAGAAUGGACCUGUACCUGGCGGCAACAGGGCUGCAAAGCGACACUGUUAAUGGUGCCCGACGAGCAGGUAGUUUACGGUUGUGACGAUAAAGAUCAUUGCCAUCGAAUAGGGAACGCACUGGAAAAAUAUUAUCAAACGGAGAUACUUCCGUCCCCCUUAUCAACCGAAGGAACAGUUCUAUGGUCAUGCCAGGAUUACGAUUUACUGUGGAACAGGAACAAUAAACCGAUCGUACGACGAGAAAAUUAUCGCUUUUACGCACGAAAUACGUUAACGAAUGGAACAAUACGGUGGAAGUGCACCAGCAGCGUUAGAACGUACUGUGAUGCCUUCAUUACGAUGGAUAAGGAUGGUAGGAUAACAAACGAAUCCUUGGUUCACGACCAUCAGCGUUUGCGUAAACCAGCGGGGAAGAAAAUCGUGCCGUCACAAAAAAGAGCCAUCGAUGGAAAACCACCCUCCGGUGCCAUUUUCGACAGUCCUGGACCGGUACAUCUAGUAGCCGGAGGCUUCAACUAUCGUCGAAUGAUGAACGUACAGCUCAACGUCGAGAUCAUAGUGUACUGUGCGCAUAAGUAUCUCGUCGACGAUGCCCCCCAUACCUACCACUGCAUUAUGCGCGACGAACCGGAAGGUUGUCCGGGUAAGAUUGUGCUGACGAAUAAUGCUCUCUGCGCCGAGCUUAUCGUACCGCACAACCAUUCAUCACGCGAUAUCCGAAGGAUCGCCCAACCGGAUCGUUCCUCACAAGUUACCAUCGACGGACCUAACUAUAAACUCAUCUACUCGAUGACGGGCCGUAACUGUCUUAUUAUGCACGAGGGGUACACAUUCCGGGUGUACAAACUGCUUGAACCGAUGCAAUCCUCCCGGUGGCGCUGCAUUCAGGGUGAGGCUGGUUGCAAGGCUUACCUGACUGUGCCAUUGUCGCACACGAAACCGGCUUCAACGAAUGGCCAUCCCCAUGACCACUCCAUAAUGGCUGGGAGCGGCCAACUGGAUAGCGACGAUACUGCCAUUAGUCAGGAGUUGUGCCGUGUCGAGGUUAAAGUAGAAGAACCUUCCGAGAAUGAAAUGUCUACCGAAACGACACUGACAAAUAUUCCCUUGAUACAGUAUCCUCGGUUGUUCACCGUGAAGCGGGAACUAUACGAGGAUCCGGUGAAUGAAGCGAAUGCCAGGACCUGCUUCCACAACGGGCAGUUGUAUGUGCGACACUCCGACAAUCAGGCUGUAGCUGAAAAGCCCGAAUGGAUCUGUGCGUUUCACUGGACGCUUGGCUGUUGCGCCGGUUUGGCUGAGCUUCCGGUACACAACCAUGACCGGUUUGCGGCUGUCCGCACGAACGAUCGGUUUAGCAUGCUGAAGACGCUGAUUGGCCGCGGCAUUAUCGAACAGCGGGGACAGAUGACGCUAAUGCCCCAACUUCAGACCGUGUCCGAGUAUGAACUGCUUCCGAGUAACGGCAAUCUCUCGCUAAGCAUCGACACCCAUCGGUACUAUUUCUAUAAGGCGAAAAACAACGGCGACUGGCUUUGGCGCUGUGUCCGGCACCGGUGGCAGGGAUGCAAGAUUGGCGUUUCGGUGUCGCACUGCUUCGGAAAGUACUACUUUCAGCCGUACGGUACCACGGAACACACGCAUUCCGACCGCCACACCGUAAUGGCGUAAUGUUUGGACCCGUUUGUGUGAGUAUCUAGUUUAUAUUAGGAAAAGUGCUGCUUUCAAUACUGAAUGCAUAGGCAAAUACAGUCGAAUGUAUUUAAGAUGUACUCGGACACCGGAGACAUCAUGAAUACGAUUCCAACAAUUUUUCUAUUGCAACCUUAGUUUCCUCUCUUAUUGUAAAAAAAAAACAGUGAAAAAUACUUUUUUUUUCAAUUGCUGAUUUUUAAAAAAAUUUACAAUCGAGAGUCUUCAUACAGAAACCGGCACAAUCUCCAACAAUAAUUUCGAACCUAAUUCAUGUACAUUAGAUUCUGUGUUUUCUUCAGAUUUGACUGUAUUUGUCUUUUCGUGUGAGUAGUUCGAAAUAGAAUAAUGUGUUCAAAUGAUAAACAAAUACCCAA